AUGGGGCAGACGCCGCGAGUGCUUCUGUCGUGGCAGCGCCAGAGCGGCCUCCGGCUCGAGCUCAUCCUCUUCAAUGGAGGAGGGCGACGGGAAUGGCUUGUCGAGCAGGUGGAGCUCGUCGCCUCCUCCCCCUCCACUCUCUUUGCCGACCACAUCAGAGGAGGCUGCCGCUCCUCUGCUUCGGCUUCCGACGCGUGCUCCACAUCGCUGCAGCACCGGCAGGCCAACGCCUCGAAAAUGCGCACACCUCGGCCGCCUCCUUGUCCUCUACCGCGGCCGUACCCGUCUCCGACGCCGACGACGGCGCCGCCGUGCCAAUCGGACAGCAGGGCCAUCCUGAUCGACACCAAGUCUGAGAAGGUGUGCUUCGCAGAGGCAGGCAACGAUGUCGUGGAGUUCCUCACCGGUCUCCUGUCCCUGCCGCUUGGCACUGUUGUCAACCUGUUGACAAAGGAUCGCAUGGGCGGUAGCCUUGGCAACGUGCUCAGCAGCGCGGAGAAACUGGACGCGAAAUACAAGAUUAAAGAGCGGCGUCUCAGCCCGGCUGUCGGCCGAGCUACGCUCUCCUGCCUACAACAGCUACUGAGUGCGCAGCUCAACAACGCAACGACACUCGCCCCUGACCCUGUUGGAACAACAACAGCCACGUCACUACCUACAUCCACGUACACGAUUGGGGACGACCUUUCGGUGACUCCGGCAUCUUUUUUCACGACUAUUUCGUUGUUGGGCAUCACAGAGCUUGGCACCCUGGACCUCAGUGCACUGCAGCAAAAGACUGUAAAAAUCGGCAAAGAAGAGGCGCUGGAGAUACUCGUUGCUUCCCUCAAGUCGGAGACCGUCCUGACAGACGUCUUCCUGCCGAAGAAGAAGGCUCGCCGCUAGAGACUAGAGAGAAGCUCCUGAGGAAGUUAAUCGGAUAUUACUUGGUGCUCGCUAUUUUAGAAUUUUAGAUACCUUUUUUGACAUAUCAUAUUUACGAGAGCAAGGAGGUAGACAUGAUUGACUUGGUACUGAUUGCAUUUAUCCGAUUUUUACUCCUUUGGGACAUUUCGUGCUAUAUUUCAUAUAAAAAUUGUUCUAGUUUUUACCCUAUUCAA
Triticum urartu is the source of this 1100-nucleotide messenger RNA. The record is from RefSeq and is a predicted model, not a curated record. Lineage: Eukaryota; Viridiplantae; Streptophyta; Magnoliopsida; Poales; Poaceae.